Hansenula ciferrii is the source of this 975-nucleotide messenger RNA. It is a transcript of the gene RFC4, whose product is annotated as replication factor C subunit 4. Bases 1 to 975 code for a protein of 324 amino acids. The transcript has a single exon. Gene Ontology annotation, biological process: DNA-templated DNA replication; DNA repair. Gene Ontology annotation, cellular component: DNA replication factor C complex; Rad17 RFC-like complex; Ctf18 RFC-like complex. Gene Ontology annotation, molecular function: DNA binding; DNA clamp loader activity; ATP hydrolysis activity. NCBI's taxonomy places the organism in Eukaryota, Fungi, Ascomycota, Saccharomycetes, Phaffomycetales, Wickerhamomycetaceae. The record is from RefSeq and is a predicted model, not a curated record.
AUGUCCAAUGCACUAAAGUUAGAACUACCAUGGGUAGAAAAAUAUCGUCCAUCAAAAUUAGAAGAUGUUACAGGUAAUGAAGAAACAAUAUCAAGAUUAAAAUUAAUUUCACAAGAUGGUAAUAUGCCUCAUUUAAUCAUAUCUGGUUUACCAGGGAUAGGUAAAACCACAUCGAUACAUUGUCUUGCACAUGAAUUAUUAGGGGAUGCUUAUUCAAAUGCUGUUUUAGAAUUGAAUGCUUCAGAUGAUCGUGGUAUUGAUGUUGUUAGAAAUAAAAUUAAACAAUUUGCACAGAAAAAAGUUAGUUUACCACAAGGUAGACAUAAAAUUAUUAUUUUGGAUGAAGCUGAUUCAAUGACCCCUGGGGCUCAACAAGCUUUAAGAAGAACUAUGGAAAUUUAUUCAAAUACAACAAGAUUUGCAUUUGCUUGUAAUGUAUCAAAUAAAAUUAUUGAACCUUUACAAUCUCGUUGUGCAAUUUUACGUUAUACAAAAUUAAGUGAUGAAGAAGUAUUGAAAAGAUUAUUAGAUAUUAUAAAAUUUGAAAAAGUUGAAUAUUCAAAUGAUGGAUUAGAAGCUUUAAUUUUCACUGCAGAAGGUGAUAUGAGACAAGCUAUAAAUAAUUUACAAAGUACCGUUGCAGGGUUUGGAUUUGUUAAUGGAGAAAAUGUUUUCAAAAUUGUCGAUUCUCCUCAUCCAUUAAUCAUCAAGAAAAUGAUUUUAGAAGUUGUACAAAAUAAAGAUAUUGAUAAAAGUUUAUUUUAUUUAAAUGGUCUUUGGGAAAAGGGUUAUUCAGCUAUUGAUAUUGCAUCAACUAGUUUUAAAGUUGUUAAGAAUUUGUAUGAAAUUGAUGAAAGUGAUAGAUUAGAAAUAAUGAAGGAAAUUGGUAUUACACAUAUGAGAGUUUUAGAAGGUGUUGGAUCUUAUUUACAAUUGAAUGCUUUAAUUGCAAGAAUUGCAAGUUUGAAAUAUUGA